CCCGCCACACGUGACCUCACAAACGACCCUCCCCGACGGCAAGGCUGCUCCUCCCCAGCGGGGCCGGACGGUGCGAGAGGCUCCGGUGCCCCCUUUCCGCCGGCGGCCAUGAAGGGGACCCCCAGCUCCCUGGAAACCCUGCUGUGGGUCUACCGCUUCCACAGCUCCACGGAGGUGGCCCUGCAGCCCCCACUCCUGUCCUCCCUGGAACUCGCUGUGGCCGCAGCCCACGAGUAUCUGGAGCAGAGGUUCCGAGAGCUCGAGUCCCGGGAUCCGCGAGAUCCGCAGGGGCCGCCCGCCCCGAAGCCCACCCUGGGGCUGGUGCUGAGAGAGGCCGCGGCCAGCGUCGUGAACUUCGGUGCCACCUUGUUCGAGAUCUCAGCCCUGUGGCUGCAGCAGCAGGUGCGGCGACUGGACGGCGGCGCCUGCAGCCCGAGCCCAGCCCCAGGCGCCGGGGACCCGGGCGGAGCGCUGGCCCGAGUAGCCCAGGCCGCGGGGCAGGGGGCUCGGCAAGCGGGGUCUGCGGCGGGCGCAGGUGCCCGGCUGGUGCUGCAGGGGGCGUGGCUGUGCCUGUGCGGGCGGGGCCUGCAGGGGUCCGCCUCCCUCCUGCAGCAGUGGAAGCGCCAGCUGGGCCUCGGAACUGCCGGGGGACCGGUGAGUUCAGAACGGAGAUGGAUGGAGGGGAGAGGAGUUGGGGGCCGGAGGCGGCGGGGCUCGCGGGGGGGGGGCACUGAGCCGGCCCGCCCCCGGCAGAGAUACUCAGGGGACCUCAAGGUGGUGCCCAGCAGCAGCGCGGAGGACGGGGGACCCGAGAACCCACCGCCGCCCCAGAUCCUCCCCACGCUCGAAUAAAGCCCAGGUGGGCCCGGAAGGCGGAGCUGCUCCCGUGUCAUGUGGCCCUAGCCCCGCCCCCGUGCUCGCCCGGUCCCGCCCGCACGCGUGGGUCCCCUCCGGGACCCUCUGCAGUCACCUGCC
Messenger RNA from Ailuropoda melanoleuca (giant panda), 975 nucleotides. RefSeq names its product chromosome 17 C17orf107 homolog (gene C17H17orf107). The transcript is spliced from 3 exons. NCBI's taxonomy places the organism in Eukaryota, Metazoa, Chordata, Mammalia, Carnivora, Ursidae. Bases 109 to 852 code for a protein of 247 amino acids. The record is from RefSeq and is a predicted model, not a curated record.